Rotaria sp. Silwood2 is the source of this 684-nucleotide messenger RNA. NCBI's taxonomy places the organism in Eukaryota, Metazoa, Rotifera, Eurotatoria, Philodinida, Philodinidae. The record is from the annotation of a GenBank genome assembly.
AUGGAGUCCACGACACAUUUUUAUUUAGUGUGUACCGAAAUGACAACAACAACGGUAACAACAACAACAGUAACAACUACAACGACAAGAACUACAACAACAACCUCAGAGACAACUACUACAACAACAACCACAAUGACAACAACUACAACAACAACAACUGUGACAACUACAACAACAACUACAACAACAACUACAACUACAACAACUACAACAACAACUACAACAACAACUACAACAACUACAGCAACUACCACUACAACAACUACAACGGCGACAACUACAACAACUACAACAGUGACAACUACAACAACUACAACAACUACAACGGCGACAACUACAACAACUACAACAGUGACAACUACAACAACUACAACAACUACAACAACAACAUCGGUGACAACUACAACAACCACAACAACAACUACAACGACAAUAACUACAACAACUACUACUACAGCAGAAACAGAAACGACAACAACAACUACUACAACAGAAACAGAAACGACAACAACCACAAGUACAACAACAACAAGUGUAACAACAACAACUACAACGACAAUAACUACAACAACUACUACUACAGCAGAAACAGAAACGACAACAACAACUACUACAACAGAAACAGAAACGACAACAACCACAAGUACAACAACAACAAGAACAAUUCGACGUGAUAUAUAA